CAAAAUUUACUGACUUAUCGUUUGCGGAGCGUUGUUGUUGAUUGCCUGUGUACUUCAAAAAUCCCUUAUUGGAGUGGGAAAAGGCAAUGAGGGGAAGGUCAUAGCCGGACGACGGACGUCGGAUGCUGGGUCGGAUGCUGGAUGUCUUGUCGAUACGAAGUGAGGUACCUAGCGCGUGCUUCUUUCCGGGUCGUUUCCGACGAUGGCUUCGCAGAUGGCUCGCAGAUGCGCGCUGAGUCUUUGUGCCCUUGGCCAAGUCUCUGCGCACGCGUUGUCGUCUCGACAGACGACUGAAACGCAGACAAGCCCAUACACGGAUGCAGUGUCCAAAUAUGUCGACUCCAUAAGCGAGACUCUCUGGCCUACCAACACUGAGAUCCAUGAGAACCCCGAGCUCCAAUAUGAAGAGGUUAAGGCUCAUGACCUUCUGACCUCUUUCAUGGAGUCUCAAGACGGAUGGAACGUGACGCGGUCCGCAUACAAUAUCAGCACCGCCUUUACCGCUGUAUUCCAGGGAGAUGGUGAAGGCCCGGUGGUGUCAUUUAACGCCGAGUACGAUGCGUUGAAAGGCCUGGGGCAUGCUUGUGGGCAUAACCUCAUCGCUAUGGCAUCAUUGUCUGGCGCACUUGCUACGGCUGAGAUCAUGCGCACUGAGAAACUUGCCGGAACUGUGGUUCUCUUCGGCACUCCCGCGGAAGAAGGCGGCGGCGGUAAGAUCUUGUUGAACGAGGCGGGCGCCUACCGAGACCACAAGAUCGACAUCAGCCUCAUCUCGCACCCCACUAACGGCGGCGACUCCCCUUACAUGUCCACCACUUCCACAGACACUCUCGACAUCGAAUACUACGGCAAACCAGCCCACGCAGCAGCCGCACCGUACGACGGAAUCAACGCCCAGGACGCACUGGUCCUCGCCUACGACGCCCUCUCGAUGCUGCGCCAGCAGACGCACUCCACCGACAUAAUCCAGGGCAUCAUCAGGUCCGGCGGCAGCCUCACCAACGUCAUCCCGGACCUCUCGGCGGCAACCUUCGCCGUGCGCGCCGCGGACGACAGCGCGCUGCACAACCUGACCGAGCGCGUGUACAAGUGCUUCGAGGCCGGCGCCCUGGCCACGGGCGCCACGCUCAACCUGACGAUGCGGCCGCACGGCUACUCCAACAUGGUCACAAACGACGUGCUCGCCGAGUCGUACGCCGCGUGGUUCGGCGGGCUGGGACACGGGGACGAGCUCCUCCCGGCCGAGACGGCGAGGAGCAGCAAGAGCAGCGCGAGCACUGACCAGGGGAACCUCAGCCAUGACUUCCCGUCCAUCAGCCCCUGGUUUGGGAUCACCAACGAGGACGGCAGUGUCCCUGUCACGGGGCCUCACACCCCGCCGUUUGAGGUGGCCUCGCGCAGCCGGCGUUCCUUUGACAAGUCACUUCUGGUGGGGAAGAGUCUCGCGGGGGUUGCUAUUGAUGUUUUGACUGUCGACGGGCUGUUGGACAAGGUCAAGGAGGAGUUUUCUGGUGUGAACAAGGUGCCCCGCGCGAGGAGGAGCAUACAUAUGUAA
Molecule: messenger RNA, 1555 nt
Organism: Diaporthe batatas
Lineage: Eukaryota; Fungi; Ascomycota; Sordariomycetes; Diaporthales; Diaporthaceae
Exons: 4
Coding region: 203-1555 (450 amino acids)
Molecular function (GO): dipeptidase activity
Source: RefSeq, a predicted model, not a curated record